AUGGCAGAGGCGGAGUGCAGGUUCGAGGGCAGGCACCUGCUUCAAAUUGCACCGAUGAUGGAGGUUACCUACCGGGACUUCCGCUACUUCAUGCGCCUUUUAUCCCGAAGGGCCCAACUCUGGACUGAGAUGGUGGUGGAUGAUACCAUUCUGCACAACACGGAGCCGGAGAAAUGCGAUCGCUUCUUGAGAUAUCACGAGGCUGAGCAUCCCAUCGUCUGCCAGCUAGGAGGCAGCGAUCCAAGAAAACUUACUCAAGCAGCAGAAAUCGUGCAGAGGUAUGGCUACGAUGAGGUCAACCUCAACUGUGGGUGCCCUUCCAGCCGUGUAGCUGGCAAAGGCGAGUUCGGCUGCUCCUUGAUGAAGAAGAAGGACUUAGUACGGGAUGCCAUCCAUGCGAUGAGUCGAGCAGUGCAGAUUCCGGUGACAGUGAAGUGCCGUUUGGGGGCUGAUGAGUUCGACUCACCCGACUUCACGCGCGACUUCGUGAGAACUGUUGCUCAGGGAGGGUGCAAGCACUUCAUCAUCCAUGCCCGCAAGGCCUGGCUGACUGGAUUGUCGCCUGCCCAGAACCGAACCGUUCCACCGCUGCACUAUCCACGGAUCCUGGAUCUUUGCCAUCAGUUUCCAGAUCUGAAGUUCAGCAUCAACGGCGGGAUCACAGAUGUCGGCAUGGCUAGGGCCUUGCUUGGCUUCCCGCAUCGGCGCCUGGACGGCGAGACCGAAGAUCUCUAUUCCUCCGCUUGGGGGUGGCCCGGCUCGGACGUCUUUUGCGGAUCCACGGAGCCAUGCCCUGCUGUGCCCCCGAACUUCGAGGGUGUGAUGAUCGGCCGUGGGGCCAUGAACUCUCCCUGCAUGCUUUGGGAUGUGGACCACAGUCUCUAUGGAGAAGAGAAGCGGAAGCCAAUGACGCGUCGUGAGCUGCUGGAGGGAUACAAGACGUAUUUGGAGGACGCACACACGGAUGGCACGUCCGUGGGUUCGAUCCACCUCGCUUUGAAGCCGACUCUGGGCAUCCUCACCGGGAUCCGAGGAAACAAGGCCUACCGGGCCACCGCGGACAAAACCAUGCGACGCAAGGAUGUGGCUGAGAUGGGUCCGGCCUAUGUUCUGGAGGCGGCCAUGAAGGCAGUGGACGAAGCAAAUCCAGGAGUACUAGAUGAAGCUUUGCCCGCCACGGUGGCCUUCAAGCAGCAGCCUCCUGCAGAAGCAGGGACGCCACGUGGGCAGAAGCGAAAACCGGCAGAGGUUGCGACAAGCGAGGUCCAGGCCGUGCCUGAAAGCGGAUCCUGCGCCGGGCCGAUGGAAGCUGAACAGAUGGCUAGCCCAGCGCUCCUUGCAGCUUGA
Symbiodinium natans is the source of this 1347-nucleotide messenger RNA. Lineage: Eukaryota; Dinophyceae; Suessiales; Symbiodiniaceae. The record is from the annotation of a GenBank genome assembly.